Molecule: messenger RNA, 5150 nt
Organism: Owenia fusiformis
Lineage: Eukaryota; Metazoa; Annelida; Polychaeta; Sabellida; Oweniidae
Source: the annotation of a GenBank genome assembly
GUCAUUUUACUACAGCGGCCAUUUUUACACAAUCUGAUGGUGACGACCAAUUUAUCCAUGCAUAAAAUCAGAAUUCCUCCGUAAUUCAAGGGGCUAUUGAUGUUCUGGUCAUUGCAAAGAUGGCGAGCUACAUACAGGCGCAGAGACAACAUAAACAGCAACACAUGGCAAACAUGGAGCCACAUAGAAAACAGAAACUUAAAGAAUUCCAUAAAAAAUCUCAGCAAUUGCUUACAGAGCAUGAAAGAGACUACCUUUAUCAUGUUUUAAAAGAGUAUCAAACAAAUAAACACAUUGAUAGAUUUAUACAAAAGCUUCAAACAGUGCUCGAUACUCCACUUAAACUGAAUUUAUUAAAAGAAAUCCGACAUCUUGUGCCAUCUUCCCAAAAGCAGGCAUUUGAUAGGCUUGCCCCCUACCAUAAAAUGAGCCCACCAAUGACACUACCAAACAACUCAAAGGGGAAGAAGUCAAAGAGCACUGGCCAACUUGGGCAACAAAGAAACAUAGCACCCCCCAGCAUCAGAGUGGAAUCACCUGACAGCUGUAUUAGAAUGCUGACUGUGAGCAAACAUGAAGACCAGUCCUUAGGUCUAUCCAUACGUGGGGGGUCAGAGCAUGGUAUAGGCAUAUAUGUCAGCGAGGUGGAUGAAGGAUCAGUAGCAGAUGAGUGUGGGUUACAAGUUGGUGAUCAGAUCCUUGAAGUGAACAGUAUCAACUUUGAGAGGCUCGGCUCUAGCAGCGCAAUCAAAGUCCUUACCAGCACCAACAGGCUAAAGAUGGUUAUCAAGAGAACUGGACACAUUCCUGGUUUCAAGUUUGCCAAAGAAAAAGUGUCUUGGUAUGACACAGCCCAGAAGAAAAUAGUUGAGGGUGACUUUGAAGAGCAUGGUAUCAUUCAUUCCCCAGCCUCCAAGUUUCUACAUGGCUAUGAUGAGAAGCAUGUCAACUUGACUGUGACAGGAGGGACCUCAUUCCUUGGCUUCAAUGUUAGAGGGGGAAGUGAAUAUGGAGUUGGCCUAUAUGUUUCCAGAAUUGACAAAGGGGGUCUUGCAGAGCAGAAAGGACUGAAGCUUGGUGACCAGAUCAUUGAAGUUAAUGGGGAGAACUUUGAGAAUGUAACACAUGCAAAUGCUGUGGAGUUCUUCAAAUCCCAGUCACACCUGUUUAUGACUGUUUGGGCUGUCCAUAGGUAUCCAGCCUUCAAAGAGAUCUAUGCAGAGUAUAGCUGGAAAGAGGGAGAGAAUAGAUCACGCAGGCCUAGGACAGCCCCUGUUACCAGUACUCACAACAACUCCUGUGUGACAGAAGGCACACUAACUGAGUUCCCCAUGGAGUCCAAGGUGGAGACAUUCACGCAGACUGCAAGCAACACUAUGGUCAGCAAUGAACAUGAUGAGUCUUUCAGUGUUGGGCUCCAAACUGCAAAUAUCCUUGUUACCCCAGAGAGGCCCAAUAUGAUUCUUCCCCAACGUAGUGAUGUGGUAAUGGUUGAGCGCAGGCCAGAUGUGACACCCCCUGAGAGUCCUCCUAGCACAGUUAAGGUGACUAAGAAGGACCAGGAGAAGAUGGUCCUCACAAUAUAUCCUAAAGAGUCACAGACUGUUGACAGAGUGCAGAGUUUACAUGGACCUAAAGAUAUUGACCCAAGGAAUCUGAAUAAGACUAAUAAGAAAGUGAAGGACAGUGAUGGGAAGCGCUCCUGGACAUUCAAAAAUAUAUUUGGAAGUAAAUCAAAAGGUGAAGUUAAACUGAAGACUAAAUCUCGUCCUAAACUUGAUAUGAAAGAUAUAUCUGGACCUGUUGCAAUGAACAACAAUGAGGAAGAUAAAAUAAAAGUUUCAGCCAACAAUGUAGUGUCAACCUCAAAUCCACCAAGCGCAGUGACAAAUGAGGCCAGCAGUCAUAAGUUCAGCACAGGGAUGGGGUCCCAGUUGAUGUACACAGAAGCCUCUAAAGUGGCCACUCUAACCAGGAUAGAAGAGGAGGCCAAGAAAGUUUUAAAUGAGGAUGAGGUUGCUGCAAUAUUAAGACACUUGAAAUGGUAUGGAAGCAAAGGAGAUGUUGAAGGGUUGGUGAGGCCUCUUAUAGCAAUCCUAGACAAGCCAGAGAAAGCUCUUCUCUUUAGAGAAAUCAGAGGCUUGGUUUUGCCCACAGAUAUUGGCAGGUUUGACAGCCUUGUGUCUCGUAUAGAGCUUGAAGCCUACUCUGAGCUAGCCACUCAUGUACACAAAGCCUCUCCUGUUAUUGGCAAGAAACUACCACAGAAGCAAUCUGGAGUGCCUCCUAAGAAGAAGAUAAUUCAUCCAGAACCAGGAUUUAGUGGAGCCUUCCACCUUCGUACUGAAGAGCAGUAUAAGACUGACCAACAAACAAGAGAGAAAAUUGAAAAUCAGGAGAAACAACACAAAAAGAGUGAGUUAAAACAACGUCGAUCUUCAAAACGAACAAGUGUAACUGAGGCAUAUGAGAUGAUUGACUUUAAUGGUGCUGUUAAAACUGACGAGGGCGAAGUUUUUGAAACUUCUCAAAAUUCUGAGUCUUCUCUACAAAACUCAGGAACAUUCUCAGUACAUGAAAUGUCAGAUUUUGGAUAUGCUGCUAUACCAUCCACUAGUACACAAGGCGAGAAGUCAAAAUCAAAACCAAACAAUAAUGGUGUAAAUAGUAGCAAUGAUGAGUUAUCACCUGAUGAAAUUAGUGCUUUGUAUGCAGUUGUAGACAAAACAGCAAAGUAUGAGCAGAAACAUUCAAAAGAUAGUGAACAAAAAAAUUCACAUACAGAUAUAGAUCCUGACUAUGAAGCAAUUGACUUUAUCCCUCCACCUGCGACAUUCCGUAUUAUAACACCAGAUGGGACUGAGAGUCAGCAUAGUUCUUCAGAGGCUACACAUACCACCCACAGCUCAACUCCAAGAUCUGGUGACCAAGGUGCUAGGAGAAAACUUGAACUGGUUAACACUCCAGGUGCAAUAUCAUCAGUGCAUAAUACAGAGAGUUCAUUAAAGGCUACACCCAGAUGCAACAAUAUUAUAGAACAUGAAAAUGUUGGAGCACUGAAAUCUGCACCAAGACAAAAUGACACUAUUGAAUAUGACACAAUUGAAGCCACAUCCAACAUGGAGGUCAUCUUAGCUAAACAAUCUUCCAGGCCAAAUAUCAUACAAGAUAGCACCACCCCUAAACUUAUUAAUAUCACCCAUAAUGUAAACAAUGAUACUAGAGUGUCACCAGGUGAAUCUUUGGACAGUACUAAAGAACAAGCUGGAGCAUCUGUAAGCAGCCACAAUUUAUCCGGACAAAGUUCAUCCAAACAUUCCAAUAAAUCAUACCAGUCCAGCAAUCAUUCCUCAGAAUUACGUGGCCCAGUUGUCCAUUCUUCAAAUUCAUCAGAAAUGCAUGGGUCAUCUCCCCAGCCGUCCAAUUUAUCUGGAGAGAGAUCUUCUCGUGGUUCUCAACCCUCCAUAUUGGGUUUGAACUUCCUGGGCUCGCCUGAAGACAAUAACAAGGUUCCUAGUUCAAGCGCUUCACAGAUUUCAAAUAGAUCAGCAACUUCUGAUGGACACUCUCAAAGUUCUAACCAAUCAAAUAUCUCAAGACAUUCAGAAAUCUCAAAACACUCAGGAACCUCAAAACACUCAGAAAUCUCAAGGCAUUCUGGAGUCUCAAAACACUCAGAAAUCUCAAGGCAUUCUGGAGUCUCAAAACACUCAGAAAUCUUAAGGCAUUCUGGAGUCUCAAAACACUCAGAAAUCUCAAGGCAUUCUGGAGUCUCAAAACACUCAGAAAUCUCAAGGCAGUCGAGAGUCUCAAAAAUGUCUGAAGACUCACAUCACUCAAAGGUGUCCAAAAAUUCCCAGCAUUCAACCAACACAUUGCAAUCUACGGCUUCCAACCCAAUAAAGCUAAUAUCUAAGAAGGAACAUGUUGACCAUCCAAGUCCAGCAUUUGCCUCCAAUGUAGAUGCUUACAAACAGCACAUGGCCGAUUUAAUGAAGAACAAAUCUCAGAACUCUACCCCUGUAAACUCCAGACCUUCCACCGUCAUGUCUGAUAGCUCAGACAGUGAUCUAGAUGACUAUACAUUGACUAUAAAUGAAGAGGCAAUAGUUCAUAAAGAUGCUGACACUGAAUCCCGUCAGAGUUAUAUUCCUUCCCCAACCUCGUCUGUGGCCUCUAGUAGCGUACAAAGCUAUAACCUUGACCGUGAGUUUGAAUUAUCUCGUGGGUCUACUGUAAUUGGAGCUCGAGGUAAAUAUGGUGCCUCACCCCCUUCUGAACAUUCCAGUUUAUACAGUUAUACUGUAAAUGCAACUCCUCUCUCAUCUAAGCCACCAACUCCUCCUGAAGCUGUUGUCAGACUCAGCUAUGAACCCAUUGGGAAUACUCAGUUAUCUGAAAUCUCAGAAGCCAGCCCUAAUCUUGAUGCCAGUGGCAGUCUAGUAUCAGAUCUUGAUCUCCUCAAUAGUGUAACUUUAGACCUGGAGAAUCUUGGCACUGAGGCAUCUGAUGAGAGCCAUCAGAGUCUCCCACCUCCCCCUGAUCUUGAGUUCCUAAACAAUCAUAUUUACCCCUCCAAUGUAUCUACUAGCCAUACUGGUGGAUCUGUUAGAGACGAUGUGUCUUCUAUUGGGGUGGAUAAUGCUACCAUUACAGCAGAUGUUGAUAUGGCAUCGCUAUUGGACGGUCUAUUGCAGUCCCCUAAACACAAUGGGGAAAACAGUAACAUGUCAUUCAAUCUGAUCAAUCAUUCUGAAACCCAACAAGAAGAAACUGACAACAGAUAUAGAAAACAGUCAACACCAUACCCAGGCACCCGCAAUGCAGAGCCGGUAGCUGUUUCUUCACCCUCCCCUACUCCAGAUCAGCCUCAGCCAAUCACAGUGGUUCUUCCCAAGAAUAGAAGCUCAUUGGGUAUAAGUGUAUCUGGUGGUAAGGAUAGCAGGACACAGCCACAUGUAAAAGUUGAGAAAAUAUUCCCAGGGGGAGUGGCAGCAGAGAAUGGUAUACUAAAGGCUGGCAUGAGGAUCCUAAAGGUUGAUGGUCAGAGUAUGACAUCUUCUACACACAAAGAGGCCGUAGAGUGUAUCAGGAGAUCAUACACCAGGAAAGACCAACCAACCAUGACAAUAAUUGUCCUACCUAUCUGA